Messenger RNA from Patella vulgata (common limpet), 3861 nucleotides. RefSeq names its product glycoprotein 3-alpha-L-fucosyltransferase A. Gene Ontology annotation, cellular component: membrane. Gene Ontology annotation, molecular function: alpha-(1->3)-fucosyltransferase activity. The transcript is spliced from 3 exons. The coding region runs from base 369 to 1475 and encodes 368 amino acids. The record is from RefSeq and is a predicted model, not a curated record. NCBI's taxonomy places the organism in Eukaryota, Metazoa, Mollusca, Gastropoda, Patellidae.
AUUUAGAACACAUCAAAUGUUUAAUACAUACAUACAAUUAUAAGCUCUGAUACGUCAAAGAGAUGUGGUGUCGAACUGAACUGUUGAAUUAACAGGGUUUAUUUUGGCCUAAUGUUCUUGGCAAUUUCUUUUAAACCCGACGAUAUACGAAUGGAUUGGUCCUGGUAUGGAAGCUACAGGGAAUAAAAACAUCCUAUUUGGUAAAAGUCGUUCGAUAGUAAAUUAAUUUAGUUAUGUAGGCAUAAUGCCUCUGGUAUUUAAUUUAAUGGGAAGAGUCCAGUGAUCAAGAAAUGGAAUAUUUAAGAAGUCGGUUCUUAAUUAAAUAAUACUUACAAGUUCAAAAUUCAAAUGAAUCAGACUAAAUCAACAUGAGACAUUGCAAAUUUUCACAAGUCAGACCACUAAUUAACAUAUGUGUUAUUGUGACUGCUUGUAUCUGUACAUACCUCACCAUACAUUUUGCUACUGUUAGUCAUAAACUGAAGUAUCUACCGCAACAUGAAUUUGAUAGUCCGCCUGAUGGAAGAAGAAAAACCUUCAUAUACUUGGAAUCUUUUCCAAGUUUUUAUGAACUGAAAAUGGGAAGUAAGCAUUUUGUUGAUUGUCCGGUGAAUUUAUGCGAAUUUACAGACACCCCUAACGAUUUUGAUAAAAGUGAUGCCGUUAUAUUUUACACGCAUCAUAAAUCAGGCCCCCCUCCUGUCAAACAGCCAAAUCAAAUAUGGAUUUAUUUUGCCGUGGAAAGUCCGAUUCAUUCCGGUAAUUCAGAAUUGGGAAAAUGGACGAAUUCGUUUAACUGGACUAUGACUUACAGAUAUGAUUCUGAUAUGCGGUUCGGUUAUGGAAAAGUAGUUCCCAAAUUAAAGUUUCAAAAUGAUUCUGUGAUUGACAAAACGACUCUGAGUAAGAAAAAGAAACUUGUUGCAUGGUUUGUCAGUAACUGUUAUACACAAAGUAAAAGAAAUGAAUUUGUUACAGAACUCCAGAAAAAAAUCAAGGUAGAUAUUUAUGGAAAAUGUGGAACUUUGACGUGCGGAAAGGAUAGUAAUGACAAUUGUUUGAAAAUGUUAGAAGAUGAUUACAAGUUUUAUCUUUCAUUUGAGAAUUCCCUGUGCAAAGACUACAUCAGUGAAAAAGCUCUACAUAUGCUAAAACGUAAUAUUGUGCCUGUGGUCCGAGGUGGUGCAAACUAUUCGGCCAUUUUACCUAAAAAAUCAGUCAUUCAAACAUCUGAUUUUAAUUCUGUCAGUGAAUUAGCGGACUAUCUUGUAUUUUUAGACAAUAAUCCGAAAGAAUAUGAAAAAUAUUUUGAGUGGAAAAAGUAUUAUGAUGUAAUUGAACCUGAGCCGUUUCCAGUUUGUGAUUUAUGUCAGCGUAUUCGUAAUUCAUGUUCGUCCAAUUUUCAAAAGCAAUAUGAGAAUGUAGAUAACUGGUGGCGUAAGGAUAUAUGUUGGGAACCGAAUGAUAUAAAAUAGAGGCUCAAAAUUAAUCUCAGGGUGUGGAACUAGACCAAAAGCAGUUAACUACAGGUACAGGCACAAAUGUCCUGUUUCUUAAUUUAAUAAAAAAAAAAAAAAUAAGUACAGGUGUGCUAUAUGGAUCAGGAACCGAACAUGAUGUAAUGGUAGCCAUCUUGGAAUUCUGACGUCAUAUUAAAAAUCAAAGGCUGGUAAUUGAUAUGGAAUUGUCCAAGGAACAAGCAUGUAAAGUUUCAUGUUGAUCUUACUUGAAUUGGAGGAGCCUGAGACUUUAUUUGAAGCGUGUCACUCUCACCCAAGAAGAUAACUAUUCCAAAAAUAGCCAUUAUAGUACCGAGUAACUAUAAUUUAUAGAAAUUGUAAACAGUUUCUGAUUAUGUCUUAAUUAAAGACAAUUACUUAUAUUCACAAUUAGUCGAUUGACUGCCGACAUAAACCAAGCAUGCUACAUACCGUACAUAUGUUAUUUGUUUGCCCUGGGUUUUCUCAUUAUGGAAUAUUGAAUCUUAUAAAAACCCUCCCAUUUAGCCUGCCUUAUUAUACAUGUACAUGUAUGUAAAUUAAUGUACAUACCACAUUACAUAAGUACUGUUAUUAUUAUUGUUUCCAAAUAAUGAGAUAAAUGUGGAAGUUGGCAUUGAUCAAAGUUAAGUUACACAUUGAUCACUUCUUUUAUUUAUUACUUUUGUUAUAGUUAGAUUUUUUUUUUUUUUAGGGGUGGGGGGGUAUCUUCCUUUGACGGUAAUUAGGAAAAAUAUCACAAAUUCUGUCUCUCAACCUUCCAGCUUAUUGAUUUAUUGUUAUUUAUUGUUUGUGAAGGAUUGUGAUAAGGACGGUAUAUUCCAUGUUUUAUCGAAAUCCAUUCAAUAGAAAACCUGGUAUUACAUUUCGAUUCAUUCACCAUAACAAAUUAAAGUUAUUUAUUUCGAAGGAAGGACAGAUCCAGUUUUGUAGUUCCAUUGCUUUUUAUGGUAACCAAAUAAGCAUAUAAUUAUAAUCAGUUAUCUUAAUUUAUAUAAGAUUGCAGUGAUUUAAAGAUUUUAAAAUUGUAAGCAUUAUAUUCUUAUAAACGUCCAUUUUAUAUGUACAUGUUAAACUCUAAUCUUGACCAAUUAAUUAAAUAUCCUUGUACAGUGUUGUUAAUGUUAUUGUUAUAAUUGGCAUAAGGAAUGCUUUUAAUUAAGAGUUGUUUAUUUACAAGAUGGCAUUAUUAAUAUAUGUUCACAUUUCUUCUUUUAUACAACCUCAUUAAAAUACAGAUCUAUAUUUCAUUUCAUUUUUUUAUAUGCUUACAUGACAAUGUGAAUGUGGUUGUAUAUUGCCCUGUCCGUCCGUCGUCCACAAUUUUUUGUGAACACUCUACAGACUACAUUUAUCAUCUGAUUGUUUUAAAAUUGAUAUAUGUUGUUUACAUUAGUGAGUUGAAGAAGGCUAUUUAAUUUCAAUAAUUUCUGUUUAUUUUUUUUGGAGUUAUGGACCUUGAUUCACUUUGGUGCUCCUUUUGAAUGCUCUAACGACAAAAUCUAUCAGCUGAUCUGUAUUAAACCGAUAUGCAUCAUUAGUGGAACGAAGAAUCCUAUUGAAUUUCAGCAAUUUCAGUUAAUUACAUAUAGAGUUAUGGCCCUUGUUUCACAUUGUUGAACAUUGUGAAUGCACGAAGCCCAAAAGUUAUCAUCCUUGCAAUCUGUAUGAAAUUUAUAUGCAUCAUUUAAAUUAGUGAAAGAAAGACUCCUAUUGAAUUUCAGAUAUUUUUCUGUCUAUUACUUCAAGAGUUAUGGCCCUUAUUUUACUUUGUUGAACCUUUUGAACACUCGAACAACAAAAGUUAUCAUCUGAUCUGUAUGAAAUUUAUAUGCAUUAUUUAAAUCAUUAACGAAAAAGUCUGUCGAAUUUCAACAAUUUCUGUAAAUUACUUCCAGAGUUAAGGCCCUUGUUUCAGUUUGUAAAACUUUUUUAACCCUCAAAUGACAAAAAUUACAAAACUGAUCUGUAUGAAAUUGUCUUGUAAAUGCCCCCCCCUCCCCCCCCAUUACCUACAAAUAAUAAAUAUGCGACAACCCUUGUCGACCACUUGGACGAUUUACCUGCUGUGGGCAUAUGUUUCGUUGCCAGGCAACCUAUCUUUAUACUUUUGAUGGUCUCCACGAAAUGAAGAUCACACUGGUUGUUAUAAAAAAACGAAACGAAAUAGGAUCUGUGAUUUAAUCCGAUUGUAUUUCAUGUAUAAGCUAUGUACAUGAGUGCUACAGACAGGCAUCUCAAUUCACAGCAUUAUUAGGUCAGAUGAAUUUAUGAAAUUCAACUUAUAAUUUUAUUUGAGAAUAUUGUAAUCUUCUGUGAUGACUGGCAACUAUUUUGUUAAUAAAUUUUUUUUUUUUUUUUU